Messenger RNA from Neoarius graeffei (lesser salmon catfish), 1059 nucleotides. Its product is annotated as green-sensitive opsin-3-like. Gene Ontology annotation, biological process: phototransduction; visual perception; G protein-coupled receptor signaling pathway. Gene Ontology annotation, molecular function: G protein-coupled receptor activity. The record is from RefSeq and is a predicted model, not a curated record. Gene Ontology annotation, cellular component: photoreceptor outer segment; membrane. NCBI's taxonomy places the organism in Eukaryota, Metazoa, Chordata, Actinopteri, Siluriformes, Ariidae.
AUGUCGGACCUGCACGGGUUUGAGGGGGAAAACUUCUACAUCCCCAUGAGUAACCGCACAGGGCUGGUACGCAGCCCGUUCUUGUACGAGCAGUACUAUUUAGCAGAGAAGUGGCAGUUCAGACUGCUGGCCGUCUACAUGUUCUUUCUGAUCAUCUUCGGUUUCCCCAUCAACACUUUGACGCUGUUGGUCACAGCGCAGCACAAGAAGCUCCGCCAGCCACUUAACUACAUCCUAGUGAACCUGGCUUUGGCCGGGUUGAUCAUGGUCCUCUUCGGGUUCACCAUCACCAUCACUUCAGCGGUUAAUGGCUACUUUUAUUUUGGGGCGAUUGGCUGCGCCGUUGAAGGUUUCAUGGCUACUCUGGGAGGUGAGGUAGCGCUUUGGUCAUUAGUUGUCCUGGCUAUUGAGAGAUAUAUUGUGGUCUGUAAGCCAAUGGGAAGCUUCAAAUUCACAUCUACUCAUGCGUUUGGAGGAGUCGCGUUCACCUGGUUCAUGGCUAUGGCCUGUGCUGCCCCUCCUCUCAUCGGCUGGUCCAGGUACAUUCCUGAAGGCCUGCAGUGUUCGUGCGGACCGGACUACUACACCCUCAACCCCAAAUACAACAACGAGUCCUACGUUGUCUACAUGUUCAUCGUUCACUUCUUUCUCCCCGUCGCUGUCAUCUUCUUCACCUACGGGCGACUGGUGUGCACCGUCAAAGCGGCCGCAGCCGCUCAGCAGGAGUCGGCCUCCACUCAGAAGGCCGAGAAGGAAGUGACGCGCAUGGUCAUCCUGAUGGUGGUGGGCUUUCUAGUGGCGUGGGUUCCUUACGCCAGCGUCGCUGCCUGGAUCUUCCUGAACAAAGGAGCUGCCUUCAGUGCACAGUUCAUGGCCAUCCCUGCCUUCUUCGCCAAGAGCUCAGCGCUCUUCAACCCCAUCAUUUACGUGCUGCUCAACAAACAGUUCCGUAACUGCAUGUUAACAACCCUGUUCUGUGGCAAGAACCCACUGGGAGAUGAUGAGUCCUCAUCAGUGUCCACCAGUAAGACAGAGGUGUCCAGUGUGUCCCCAGCGUAG